Molecule: messenger RNA, 5226 nt
Organism: Aplysia californica (California sea hare)
Lineage: Eukaryota; Metazoa; Mollusca; Gastropoda; Aplysiida; Aplysiidae
Source: RefSeq, a predicted model, not a curated record
UAAAUUUCUCAUGUUUUUUAAAUUAAUUUCUCCUUCCCAGGAUACUGAGAUGCUUGAAUGCUGAUAGAAAAGUCAGAGAUAUCUGCAUUUCAUCAACCUAGACUUUUGGCGCUGUGUGAGUAAGAACCUGAAUAAGGUGUGACGUCAGAGAAAUGUAACAAAUCAGCCCUCAGAGACGAUCAACACUGACUUCCGGAUGUCAGAGUCUUAGCCGUCCAAGGUAGCCCUUCUAAGUGGGGGUUUUCCUUUGCCAUGAUCGAGACAGAGUUUACUGAGGUCGAGAGACCUCCAAUUCAAACCAUGGAGCCAGGGAUGGGGGCUAUCGCCCAAAAUACUCAGUGCUCUGCUCAAACCGAUUCAUGCAGUACUGACUAUGGACAUUUGGCCCCAUCACAGCCUGAUUCCUUAAAUAAUGUAUCUACGGUUUUGAACUCAAGUUUGCCUUCAGCAGAAGACAUUGAAGUUGGACAAGAGACCAUAGCAGCUGGAAAAUCUUACGCUGGAUCUCCAAACAACAGAACAAAAGGGGUUUUACCUUACAGUUCUAAGCCCCCAAAAUCCUGUCCUAAAUCAAGCUCGAGUCCUGAGAGAUCACGGCGUUAUGUCCGGUCUGGCAUGACGCCCCGAGCUAACGACUUGUGCCUCAACCGCAUCCAGAGACGACCCGCCUCUGCUCACGGAGGUCAGCCUAGCAGGCAUAAAAUUGAGUCCACGUACGAUGCAAAGACUCACCAGGACACUGGUGUUCAUGUCCAGCGAGUAGAUUGUUCUCCUGGAGACUACUCGAGCAUUGGCAACGUUUCAGGGUAUCUUACCACCGAAGUGGUAUCCGGGAGUCACCCUAGAAAGACGUCUACCCAAUUCAGAGAACUGGACGCCCGAGCACGACGUUGGAGAAGUUCUGAAAAACUUGACUUCUCACCCAGGACAAGAAGACAAAGUUUUUCCUCGCCUUCAUCCGACGAUUCUAGCAAGGGUGAAAUCGAAAGGAGGGAUGCGCUUCCAGAAAUCACUGAUAGGGCAUGCUCUGAAGUAUCAUGUGUACCUUAUUGUGAAGUUUCAAGAAGUUUCCAAGACGAAAACUCUCCAGAUUUGUCGUAUGAUUCGAGUCCAAGGUCGGACCGAUCUCGAAGAGAUUCAGUUGCGGAUGCGAGAAAAAUUGUGCAAUCAGAUGAUGAGGAAGAAUCAUCAACCAUAGCUGCCCACGUCUUUCAACGGUACGUAACAAGUGACCCUUUUGUGGUUCACACAGAAGAUAUCCCGACUGAUAGUGAAGGCAAAAUUACGUCCAUAACCCAAACUAUUCACAGUCCGGAAUCAGUUCUCGAAAAAGAUGACGUCACCGAGCACCAGGAGAUUGAACCCUCAGCUGAUGUAAAAAGUGCUUGGUCUGAGGAGACUAUUGUUGAAAGUAGACAUAGCAAAAUCAUAGACUACUGGGCCACAACCAGUCAGGUUAAAAGAAGAACCCAGAGCGUGCCAAAAAGUAAAUCAACAUGGAGAUUACAAGCUGCCAAGGCAAGGGAAUCUAUCGCUAGUCUGCUAAGUUUCACAAAACCAAGAGAGAAGGAUUCUUCUCGAGCGCUAUUUGAAGGUAAUGCUACAAACCACUCCUCUCUGUGCAGGAGUUCUCCCUGUCUCAAUCACAUAAAAGGCCAUGGGGAGCUUGACUUAGCUGUAUCACCCGAAGCUCAGGAAAACGUAAAUAAAAGAAACGCCCAUGCCACACGUAUAGGAAGUUUAUCAAAACUGAAGCAAACACAUACAAGUUCUCCUGAGCUAUUCGGCCAUGGCAGUGGGACGGAUAUCCAGCAAGACAAUCUCGCAAACUCUACUUCCUCACAAUCUUCGUUCAGAGAGGAGAACAUUACAGAUUCUCCCAUAUCUGGCUCCGGAGUUCUAAAUGACACUGUUCGUUCUUUAUCCCAGGGACACGAUGAGCUUCAUUUUAGAAUUUCUUCUAAAAACCCUGAUAGUGGUGAUGAUACAUCUCUCGAUGAUGUUUUUGCUCCAAGUAGCAUUUCGUCAUCUCUGCAGAAUGUUUCUUCCACUUCGAACAUCCAAACCAGUUAUGAGCGAGACCAAGCGAAACCGGUCGGUCCUAUCCUAUCCUCAGUUGCGCUUGAGCAGGAAUCGAAAACGUAUAUUCAGACAUCAAUAGGUGAUGAGGAUGUUGUUGUCUCUUCUGAAGAGCUAGAUGAAGCCGUUUCACAUUCUGAACCCGAAAACAGCAGUGCAAUACCAGCAAUAAACAUUGUAUGUUCUGAAGAUCCUUCUUCCAUAGACUCUACAGACAAUGAUUUUAUUGCAAAGAAGAACAUUAUCCCUGAGUGCCCUGGACUAAGUCGAUCAUCACACACCUUUUCAGCAAGCGUUAAGAGAACUUUGAGUUCAGUCCGCAAACAUCUCGAUAGUAAGAAAGUCACAAGACAGGCAAAUGGCAAUAGCGCCUCCCUUGAGAGCGGGUCAAGUUCACCUGAAACUGUCACAGAAACGGACGACAUUACUAGUGUACAGUCUCUACCUAAUGAAACACCUGAUAUCACAAAUUCAGCAAUAGGUAACAGCAACUCUGAUUCGUUGAUAGAGAAGGAGGUGCCCCUGGUGCUUGCAGAGCCUGGCAUGACUAGCACUAACGACGAGUUCAGCAACUGUGGAAUACCAACAAAACCUGUUUUACACAAGUUUAAGACUACUGUUUAUGAUUCUGAGAAAACACACGACGGAGAUUUGGUGGAGGUAGAAGAAAAUGAAUCCAUCUUGGAGACACAAAAGGCCUUUGACCUCGAUAUUUCUGGUGGCUCAAGAAACACCGAAACGUGUGCAACAAAAGAAUCUUUUGAACAACAAACACUUCUCGCGGGUGAUCAUGACGCCAAUAUCUCGCCUCAAGUGAUGGUUGAUAAAGAAACAUUGGAAACAGUUGAUAAUGACGAGGUAUGUAGCCCUUGUGAAGAAAAUCAGAACUAUGAAGAAAACAAAGAGCACUUGCAUCCACCUGGGCGUCAAAGAAGUGACUCGAUUAGUUCCAUCGAUUCUGAGUUCAGCAUCAAGUCAUCUCGGAGUGAGGCAAAGGGUAGGCGAGAAAAAUCAAGGCGAGUCCAAAGUCUUUUGUGUAAUGAACUGUUCAAAAAGCAUCUAGCCAAACACGCAGGCAUCCUAGAGAGGAGAGUUUUUGGCUCUCACAAAAGGGGAAUGAGAAAAUCUCUGUCCAAUUUCGACCUCAGCACCACGCAAUCACUUGAUAUGGGAAACGUUGUGAACGAGCUACUCAGUGGGAACGACAUCAACAACAACAGCGACCACAACAAUGAUGAAAACAGUGAAGCAAAGCACAUCGGCGAUGACCAUCAGUCUGCUCGCAGGACCUCAAUAUCACGGAGUGUGUCAUUAUAUGACCGACAUAACAGUAUACAAGUUUCUAGCAGUUGCCAGGAGUUUGCCUCCCACAGACCACGCCAUGGAAAUCGAGUGUUAAAAAAAGCAGCGACGUCCAUGAGCUUAAGAGGCAAACCAUCAAAUGUAGAAUCAGAGGCUCCUGAACACUCUGAAGAAACAAACCAAACGCCAGCGGGUGCAACAGACUCUCCACAUCAGCGACGAAGAAUGUACAUUCCGAGUUUUAGAGAGUUUAAAAGUCAACGAACCCCGAGGGAUUCUUCCCAAGGCAAAGACAGCGAAUCAUCUGAACGAGAGAUGGCCCCUGAUCAUUUCAGCGAUAUCUACGUUAUUGAAGAAGAUGAUGUUGACUGUAAAGUGAUAACCUCUCCUACUUUGGAACUAUCUGCAACGACGAUUUCCGACAUGUGCAGUGGAGACCAACUUAUGGUAGAUGACACGACACAAAACAAGAUUCCUGUUUUCCAACAUCCAGACAUCACCAUCACACCUGAUGACGUGCCCUUCUUCGCUGCACUCGACACAAGCAAACUGCCUCUCCACCGAUCUAAGUCGUCAACAGGCAUGAAAGCUGCUCUCCUCAAAGAGGAUACUUUUACGUCCAGUCAUGCUAGUAGCAGUCCCGACCUUACAGCAUUGCAAAAGCCGCAGUCUUUGGCACUCGGCAAAUUUAGUGAAAGUUCAACUAGGGAACCACCCAUGGGUCCAAGUUCCAAAAGCUGCAGAGAUCUUUCAAGCAAAACAGAAAAAACGCCAAAUACCCAGAUUCCCAUCGACCAUCCCGCUAUUGUCAAACCUAUUGAUAUCACCGAAGCUUUGUUGGAAGAAAAGAGCCAGUCGGUUCUUGCAAGGCCAGUUCUGUACAGACGCUCGGUGUCGUUAAACGUUUUGAACAAGUCAAAACCACACACUCUGAAUUGUGGACACAGCACUCCGGAAACAAACUCUAGUCGGGACUGUCAUGAAAACACCACAAAAUGUUCUUCUCAAAAUAGCCAGAACGAAAGCAGUCAGCCGGGUAACGAAGUACCCAAUUUUCCACCUCCUAACGAAACUGCUGCCAAUGUGCCCUCUAUAGUUACUGGACCUCAAGGAGAUAGAGAAGCAGACAUGUUUGACAGUGAAGAAUUGGACUCUGCCUCUCAACAUUCGAGCUUUGCCCUCGGCGAUCGUCAAUCUCCUAUAAGUGUUGAGAGCGUCGACAGAUUGUCUCCGCCUAAUGUUGCCCUUGUAGGAAGCUUAGGUUUUGUCAUUGAUCAAGAGAAAGAUGUUCUGUUGCAAACUUCCCAUAAUGACACAGACCAGAUGCUGUCUGGUGUUUCUGAUGUGGAUUGUAUUGAAGAAACCCAGAAACAACCUGACACGCCCCCUGCAGUCGAUGCCUCAUCUUGUUUCCUUGUGUCCGAAAGUACUAGCCAAAGAAACAUUUCUUCGAGUGGAAGUAGCGACACAUCUGUGACUCCAACCCCCAACUCGGAUAUGACGUCAGAGCUCAGUGACGAUGUGGCCAACAGUGACAGUUUCAGUAACGCCGAGUUGACGCCACAGAGACGAAGCCCGACCAGUUCCAACUCCGAUAGUGACCAAUCGAACAAGACUGCAGUGUUGAGGUCUACUUCAGACGUGUCUGCACUGACGUCAGAUGAGCGAGAGAGAAGGCGACGAGACAGAAAGGACAGGCCGUACAAAAGUGAUCCUUUCUCGGGGACUCACCAACUUCCUCAUCAUCAUUUAAGUCCAGACACAGGUCCGUACAAAUCUCCGUCUGUGUCCACAUCUUGCAGUUUCCCUAGUCUCGAGGAAUUGGGAGAGUACUCUGAUUCUGUG